This is a messenger RNA of Coregonus sp. 'balchen', 15475 nucleotides long. NCBI's taxonomy places the organism in Eukaryota, Metazoa, Chordata, Actinopteri, Salmoniformes, Salmonidae. The record is from the annotation of a GenBank genome assembly.
UGAAGAUGCCUGCAGUGUCCAGUGGGGUGAAGGGCUUGUACCUCUCUACUAAUCUGGGGGACCUCAACAAGAAAGCUGAAGUCAAGCCUGACAAAAUCAACACCAGGAGGUAGGCUAUUGUUCUGACAUGGAUGUCAUUCAAAUGGCAGUUUUGUUUUAAAAUAAUGACCUGAAAACUGGUGGUCUAAAUAAGGGUUUCCCUAACUCGUUCUAUUCUGUGUUGCAGCUAUGUCCAAGAGUGUAUGUAAGAUGUUCUAUUCUGUGUUGCAGCUAUGUCCAAGAGUGUAUGUAAGAUGUUCUAUUCUGUGUUGCAGCUAUGUCCAAGAGUGUAUGUAAGAUGUUCUAUUCUGUGUUGCAGCUAUGUCCAGAGGGCCUGUGAGAUGUUCUAUUCUGUGUUGCAGCUAUGUCCAAGAGUGUAUGUAAGAUGUUCUCUUCUGUGUUGCAGCUAUGUCCAGAGUGUAUGUAAGAUGUUCUAUUCUGUGUUGCAGCUAUGUCCAGAGGGUCUGUAAGAUGUUCUAUUCUGUGUUGCAGCUAUGUCCAGAGGGCCUGUAAGAUGUUCUAUUCUGUGUUGCAGCUAUGUCCAGAGUGCCUGUAAGAUGUUCUAUUCUGUGUUGCAGCUAUGUCCAAGAGUGUAUGUAAGAUGUUCUAUUCUGUGUUGCAGCUAUGUCCAGAGGGCCUGUAAGAUGUUCUAUUCUGUGUUGCAGCUAUGUCCAGAGGGCCUGUAAGAUGUUCUAUUCUGUGUUGCAGCUAUGUCCAAGAGUGUAUGUAAGAUGUUCUAUUCUGUGUUGCAGCUAUGUCCAGAGGGCCUGUAAGAUGUUAUAUUCUGUGUUGCAGCUAUGUCCAUAGUGCCUGUAAGAUGUUCUAUUCUGUGUUGCAGCUAUGUCCAGAGUGUAUGUAAGAUGUUCUAUUCUGUGUUGCAGCUAUGUCCAGAGUGUAUGUGAGAUGUUCUAUUCUGUGUUGCAGCUAUGUCCAGAGGGCCUGUGAGAUGUUCUAUUCUGUGUUGCAGCUAUGUCCAGAGGGCCUGUAAGAUGUUCUAUUCUGUGUUGCAGCUAUGUCCAGAGGGCCUGUAAAUGUUCUAUUCUGUGUUGCAGCUAUGUCCAGAGGGCCUGUAAGAUGUUAUAUUCUGUGUUGCAGCUAUGUCCAGAGUGCCUGUAAGAUGUUCUAUUCUGUGUUGCAGCUAUGUCCAGAGGCCUGUAAGAUGUUCUAUUCUGUGUUGCAGCUAUGUCCAAGAGUGUAUGUAAGAUGUUCUAUUCUGUGUUGCAGCUAUGUCCAGAGGGCCUGUAAGAUGUUCUAUUCUGUGUUGCAGCUAUGUCCAUAGUGCCUGUAAGAUGUUCUAUUCUGUGUUGCAGCUAUGUCCAGAGUGUAUGUAAGAUGUUCUAUUCUGUGUUGCAGCUAUGUCCAGAGUGUAUGUGAGAUGUUCUAUUCUGUGUUGCAGCUAUGUCCAGAGGGCCUGUGAGAUGUUCUAUUCUGUGUUGCAGCUAUGUCCAGAGGGCCUGUAAGAUGUUAUAUUCUGUGUUGCAGCUAUGUCCAGAGUGCCUGUAAGAUGUUCUAUUCUGUGUUGCAGCUAUGUCCAGAGGGCCUGUGAGAUGUUCUAUUCUGUGUUGCAGCUAUGUCCAAGAGUGUAUGUAAGAUGUUCUAUUCUGUGUUGCAGCUAUGUCCAGAGGGCCUGUAAGAUGUUAUAUUCUGUGUUGCAGCUAUGUCCAGAGGGCCUGUAAGAUGUUCUAUUCUGUGUUGCAGCUAUGUACAAGAGUGUAUGUAAGAUGUUCUAUUCUGUGUUGCAGCUAUGUCCAGAGUGCCUGUAAGAUUUUCAAGGCUGCGGAGGAGUGUCGUCUGGACGGAGACGAGGAGAAGUCCUACGUCCUCUACAUGAAAUACCUGACAGUCUAUGAUCUCAUCAAGAAGAGGCCCGACUUCAAGCAGCAACAGGUACCAACCAUGGCCCAUUAGCGCACACCGUACCAAGAUGUAGCUAAACCAAUACAAACCUUUCUUACUAGACACCUUCAGGUUAGACCCUCCCUGUUCUUCCAUUUUGGUGCCUAGUGAACACCACCCAUGUUUUGCUACUCAGACCACCGAGAGGGUUCAAGUCAUACAAUGUAUUUUAAAGGAGACUGGGAGCUCCGAUCUCCCCACGUAUUUAAUGAUUUUUUCAGACAGUAGGAAUGUAAUGGGGGACACAGCAGGUGGAGGGGAGAACAGGGAGUAGUGGGUGAGGAGGGAUUCGACCCCGUGCCGACAUGGGCUAUGUGUGAUUGGAGACUGCAGAACUAGUUAUGCGCAACACUCCCACACGGGACUGUUAUGAUACUGGCCAUAGUGAGGGUUCAAACCAUACAAAGAAUAAACUUACUGCACUGACUAUUGAUUUUCCGACGGGUGAUAGAAUUGUACUCUCUUAGGUGAGGUGGAUGUUGCAAGUGACACGUUAACGAUCAAUAAGUAAAUGUACUUGAUUUCACUGACUUGUGAAAUUUCAUUCUGUUUGGCAAUGACACGAUGUAUUGAUUUAGGCUAGCCUGCUUCUGUUGUUCUUGAGAAUGCUGCCAUCGAAAGCACCUUUUCUCUCUGUUGUCCAAGGAGUUUUUCCUGUCCAUGCUGGGGCCCACCAGCUUUAAAAAAGCCAUAGAAGAAGCCGAGAAGCUCUCUGAAAGCCUUAAGCUCAGGUUGGUGCCUUGCCCUCUGUGUUGAUGUCAUUCAUUCACAGACAUUACAUUCACUUUGUGCACUUUGUAACUGAAUGUCACCUAAAUCAACUGGUAUUCCGAUGGCAUAGGUUUUUAGCUGAACUUCAAUACCCCGUGAAUGGUUGAAGAAGACCAUUUGACUUUUGCCGAAGACGGAGAUACGUUGAUUUUGAAGCUAUAGAAUCUCUCCGUCAAGCCUAAUGAUUCUACGGGUCACGGUUUCUGUUUUCCUGUGUGUGUGUUAAGGUACGAGGAAGUCGAGGUUCGCAAAAAACUUGAGGAGAAAGAGAGACAAGAGGAGAGGAAAAGGAGGGAGGACAGGACGGAGAAAGGAGGAGGGCGGGCGUCUCCAAAAGGAGGGAAAGAGAACAAGAAGGUAGGUGCCUGAAUGAUGAAUGAUGACGAGGACAGAAAAGCUUCUGACCCAAGGCUGAGAGGCCGAUACAGAAGCAAGUGGUACUGGGAAACGCGGUGUCCUGGUUGAUCUUUUCUGUUAAUUCAUGAUCUCAUAAUUCCCACGUACCUGAAAUGAGUAUGUUCACACGUGUGUGUGUGUGUGUGUGUGUGUGUGUGUGUGUGAGUGCUUUUCCUGUGCGGAUGACACAGAUGAAAGUGGAUCAAUUUAUUCCUUUAAAAACAAUGUUUGGAUCCAAAGGUUAAUGUUUAUUACACUGUAUUAAAUAGAUUGUAAUCAGCUUGAAUUAACUCCAGUAAUGUGCUCAGCUGUUGAAUAUAAAUACAUUUUAGAUGUCACAACUGAAAGACGCCUUAACAGAUCCCAGUUUAGUGAAAGCCUGGUGAAGCAUGUUUCUGUUCUGUGUGUUAUUGAGGUGAACGUUUACACCACCCCUGCCAGCACCAGUUAUUGUGGUUGAGAGAUGGUAUUUUAAGACGCUGUGAUCUCAGUUGUAAUGUUCUGUGUCCCAGGUGAAGGAGCAGAAGGAGUUGAAAAAUGGACCUUCAAAAGGUAAAGAUGGUGACCAGUAAACUGACUGAAAAACGAGGCUUUUUAAAAAGUAGUUUUUGCGCUGUGAGAAUUUGAGGUAAUCUGAAGUUUUGACAUGCGUAUAAGUUGUUUUACACAGCAGAUUGGUGCUGAUGUUUAUUGAUUUCUCCAUAUUUCUCCCUCUCUCCCUACCGCCGUACCUCUCUCCCUACCACCGUACUGUCCUCCCUCCCUCCCUCCAUGUCUCCAUCUCUCCAUCCCUCUCUCUCCCUACCUCUCUCCCUCCUUCCCUCUCUCCCUACCUCCCUCCCUCUCCCUACCACCGUACCGUCCUCCCUCUCUCCCUACCUCGCUCCCUCCCUCCCUAGCUGCAGUGCCAGCAGGAGGGAUCACAGCAGAGGGGUUGUUCAAGAUGAUGAAGGACCAGGCCAUUACGGUCAUUGUGAUGGACGCUCGCUGCCUCCAAGACUUCCAGGACUCACAGAUCCAGGUCCCCACACAGACUGUCAUCAGUGUCCCAGAGGAGGCUAUCAACCCUGGGUACGGAGGGAGCGAUGGAUGGAUGGAGGGAGUUGGGGGGAGGGUUGUUACAUGUAUGGUUGAUCCAGGUCUCCACUCUGACCUUGUAUAUCGGGGCUACAAGCUGUCUUCUCUGGGGCCAUUCAGCCAGCGGGCUGUGUGUUGUGAACCCCUGCUAAAGGCUAACAUGUUGUUACUCUGUUCCCACAGCAUCACAGUGAACCAGAUAGAGGCCAAUCUACCUGAUGCAUCCAGAGAGACGUGGAAGAGACGGGGGUUUGUAGAUUACAUCAUCCUGCUGGACUGGUUCAGCUCUGUCACUGACCUCAAACUGGGAACCACCUUACAAAGCCUCAAAGAUGCUCUCUACAAGGUAAAUACCAUAGGAAUGUGUGUUCCCUGCGAUGUUUCCUCAGUCAGUGUGUUUUCCAUUGAGGUAAUGUGUGUUUCCUCAGUCAGUGUGUUUUCCAUUGAGGUAAUGUGUGUUUCCUCAGUCAGUGUGUUUUCCAUUGAGGUAAUGUGUGUUUCCUCAGUCGGUGUGUUUUCCAUUGAGGUAAUGUGUGUUUCCUCAGUCAGUGUGUUUUCCAUUGAGGUAAUGUGUGUUUCCUCAGUCAGUGUGUUUUCCAUUGAGGUAAUGUGUGUUUCCUCAGUCAGUGUGUUUUCCAUUGAGGUAAUGUGUGUUUCCUCAGUCAGUGUGUUUUCCAUUGAGGUAAUGUGUGUUUCCUCAGUCAGUGUGUUUUCCAUUGAGGUAAUGUGUGUUUCCUCAGUCAGUGUGUUUUCCAUUGAGGUAAUGUGUGUUUCCUCAGUCAGUGUGUUUUCCAUUGAGGUACUGUGUGCUCCACAGUGGGACAGUGCCACUAUCCUGCGUAGUGAGCCCAUGGUCCUGGAGGGAGGCUAUGAGAGCUGGCUCCUCUUCUACCCGAUGUACACAUCCAACGCCAAAGUCAGACCGCCCCGAACACACAACUACAACACCCUCCCACAGUGUAAGUACCCCUUAACCCUAACCUUACCCUAACCUUACCCUAACCUUAACCCUCACCCUAACCCUCACCCUAACCUUAACCCUCACCCUAACCCCCCGAACACACAACUACAACACCCUCCCACAGAGUGAGUACCCCUUAACCCUAACCUUAACCCUUACCCUAACCUUAACCCUCACCCUAACCCCCCGAACACACAACUACAACACCCUCCCACAGAGUGAGUACCCCUUAACCCUAACCUAUACUUAACCUUAACCCUUAACCUAACCUUAACCUUAACCCUCACCCUAACCCCCCGAACACACAACUACAACACCCUCCCACAGAGUGAGUACCCCUUAACCCUAACCUAUACUUAACCUUAACCCUUAACCUAACCUUAACCUUAACCCUCACCCUAACCCCCUGAACACACAACUACAACCCCCUCCCACAGAGUACCACAGUCACACAUUUCUGUCUGUACCCCAAACACAUCACAGUGCCCAAAACACAUGAUUUUAUUUCAUUUCUGAACUAUUCACCGUUCAAGCAGGCAGAAAUACAGCUGGUAUGACGCUGCCUGCUUGAACGGUGAAUAGCUCAGAUACACAUGAAAACAUGACCCCAGCAAUCGAUAGAACAUCGCUCAGAGAUGCACAAAUAGGAUAUAACAUUCAAAAUGAGUGGAUCUUUCCUUGAAGUUGAUAUGCUACUUCAGCAUGGUGCAGUGGGGGUUUGAUGGAAUUGAUCCCACAGGGUGUCGGUUAGCUCUGCUCCGUGUUAGCGUGGUGUUUAACUUUUGAGAUCUCAUUUUUCUCCUUGUGUAAAUGAACCCAGGGUAGGUUUGUAGUCCUCCAUUGGACUCGGUUUGAGAGCUAAACCGUAACCUCAGUAGUAGUUAAUGUAAUAGUUAUUGUAACAUUACCAGUUCAUGUUUUCUGUUGAGCAGUGAACUUCAGCUACCCGUCACUGGAGGAGCCCAAACCUCCAUCCCCCCCUCCCCCCGAGCCGGACCAUGAACCCCAGGUCCCCCCUGCCUCCCUGGGUAGCGUACAGGUGAACGGUGCCCCCCCGGAGGACCUGGCCCACUCCCACCCUGAGACCCCCUCCACAGGGAUGGAGGCUGACGCCACAGACUCACCCCGCACAGGGCCCACUCAGCCUGGAGUGGGCCACAGCAAGAAGGGCCCUGGAUCAGGACCAGGCACAACCAGCCAGCCUGGAGGGACAGCCAAGCACAUCCCACAGGUAACUGCAUGAGGUCAUGUAUUUGUUUGUUUUAUCAUGUACCUCUGUUGUUGUUGUUGUUUUUAUCGCACUGCUUUGCUUUAUCUUGGCCAGGUCGCAGUUGUAAAUGAGAACUUGUUCUCAACUGGCUUACCUGGUUAAAUAAAGGUUAAAUAAAAAAAAUAAAAAAAUAUUUAUCUUUAAAUAUAUUAAAGGGAUAGUUGACCUAAAUUACAAACUGACAUUGGUUUCCUUCCCCUGUCAACAGUCUAUGGACAAGGUAGGACUGCAAUCCACAAUUAGGUUUUUCCUAGUUGUCAUAGUGAAGAAAGACUGUUACUGUCACCACUUCCAUUUAUUGUUCUUCAAAUGUUGAAUUAAACCCUUAAUCCUCCCCAUCCUCGUCUUCCUCUCUCCCCCAGAUCGACCGCACCAAGAAGCCAUCAGUCAGGGUCUCAGACGGGUCUAAACCCCCCCUGGAUGCCCUCCCAAGGGACCUGCCCCCCUCCUCCCAGAAUGGCCUGUUUGUACCCCAACCCAACCGCUCGGUCAAACCGGCCUUUGACCCUUCGGUCCCGCUGACGGACGAGGAACGCAGUCAGAUCCACACGGAGACGGCUGCUCUGAUGGAGAAGGCCCGGAGAGAGCAGGAACAACGCAAACAGGAACGCCGCACCGAGGAGGAGUGGAGAGAGAGGGAACGGCGGGAAAACCAGGAGAAAGAAGACCAGGAGAGGCCUGAGAAGGAAAAUGAGGAGGAGGAGGAGAAGAGGAGGAAGGAGAAGGAGAACGGGGUUGGGGAGGAGCGAGAGAAGAAGGGGGAGAGGGAGGAUACGCCGACAAAGAGUGCUUCUCUGGACUCGCCAGCUCCCAACCAUAUCGUCACUGAGAUUAAGGUCAGUGUCUCUGUCUGCCUCUCUGUCUGCCUCUCUGUCUGCCUCUCUGUCUGCCUCUCUGUCUGGCUCUCUGUCUGACUCUCUGUCUGACUCUCUGUCUGACUCUCUGUCUGACUCUCUGUCUGGCUCUCUGUCUGCCUCUCUGUCUGCCUCUCUGUCUGCCUCUCUGUCUGCCUCUCUGUCUGCCUCUCUGUCUGCCUCUCUGUCUGCCUCUCUGUCUGCCUCUCUGUCUGCCUCUCUGUCUGCCUCUCUGUCUGCCUCUCUGUCUGCCUCUCUGUCUGUGGCUGCGUUCCGAUUCUCUAACCUUCUCAUAGAAGUUGUUCCCUCCCCCUCAUAGCAUUUCAAAGCAUUGGAUUGGUGCAAGCAUGGGAGGAGGGAGUUUCCACCAUAUCCCUCACACCAGUCCAUUCCUUUUAAAGCCAUGAGGGGGAGUGAACACUUUGGGAGAAUGGGAAUCUAGUCUGUCUGUCUGUGGUAGUGUCACCUUUAUUAAUACAGGUAAGUCAGUUAAGAACAGAUUCUUAUUUACAAUGACGACCUUUCAAACAAAUCAAUAAACAUCAAUUACACUAUACACAUCAAUUACACUAUACACAUCUAUAUACACAUAAAUUACACUAUACACACCAUAUACACUAUACACAUCUAUAUACACAUCAAUUACACUAUACACAUCAAUUACACUAUACACAUCAUAUACACUAUACACAACUAUAUUCACAUCAAUUACACUAUACAGUGCAUUCGGAAAGUAUUCAGACCCCUUGACCUUUUCCCAUUUUGUUACGUUGCAGCCUUAUUCUAAAAUGGAUUAAAUAAAAAAAGUCCUCAUCAAUCUACACACAAUACCACAUAAUGACAAACCGAAAACAGGUUUUUAGAAAUACCUUAUUUAUAGAAGUAUUCAGACCCUUUGCUAUGAGACUCGAAAUUGAGCUCAGGUGCAUCCUGUUUCCAUUGAUCAUCCUUGAGAUGUUUCUACAACUUGGAGUCCACCUGUGGUAAAUUCAAUUGAUUGGACAUGAUUUGGAAAGGCACAUACAUGUCUAUAUAAGGUCCCACAGUUGACAGUGCAUGUCAGAGCAAAAACCAAGCCAUGAGGUCGAAAGGAAUUGUCCGUAGAGCUCCGAGACAGGAUUGUGUCGAGGCACAGAUCUGGGGAAGGGUACCAAAAAAAUGUCUGCAGCAUUGAAGGUCCCCAAGAACAUAGUGGCCUCCGUCAUUCUUAAAUGGAAGAAGUUUGGAUCCACCAAGACUCUUCGUAGAGCUGGCCACCCAGCCAAACUGAGCAAUCGGGGGAGGGCCUUGGUCAGGGAGGUGACCAAGAACCCAAUGGCCACUCUGACAGAGCUCCAGAGUUCCUCUGUGGCGAAGGGAGAACCUUCCAGAAGGACAACCAUCUCUGCAGCACUCCACCAAUCAGGCCUUUAUGGUGGAGUGGCCAGAUGGAAACAACUCCUCAGUAAAAGGCACAUGACAGCCCGCUUGGAGUUUGCCAAAAGGCACCUAAAGGACUCUCAGACCAUGAGAAACAAGAUUCUCUGGUCUGAUGAAACCAAGAUUGAACUCUUUGGAAACCUGGCACCAUCCCUACGGUGAAGCAUGGUGGUGGCAGCAUCAUGCUGUGGGGAUAUUUUUCAGGGGCAGGGACUGGGAGACUAGUCAGGAUCGAGGGAAAGAUGGACGGAGCAAAGUACAGAGAGAUCCUUGAUGAAAACCUGCCCCAGAGCGCUCAGGACCUCAGACUGGGGUGGAGGUUCACCUUCCAACAGGACAACGACCCCAAGCACACAGCCAAGACAACACAGGAGUGGCUUCGGGACAAGUCUCUGAAUGUCUUUGAGUGGCCCAGCCAGAGCCCGGACUUGAACCCGAUUUGAACAUCUCUGAAAAUAGCUGUGCAGCAACUCUCCCUAUCCAACCUGACAGAGCUUGAGAGAAUCUGCAGAGAAGAAUGGGAGAAACUCCCCAAAUACAGGUGUGCCAAGCUUGUAGCGUCAUACCCAAGAAAUUUGCAAAAAUGUCAAAAACCAGUUUUUGCUUUGUCGUUAUGGGGCAUUGUGUGUAGAUUGAUGAGGGGAAAAAACAAUUGAAUCCAUUUUAGAAUAAGGCUGUAAAGUAACAAAAUGGAAAAAGUCAAGGGGUCUGAAUACUUUACGAAUGCACUGUACAUAAAAGCAAACACGAAAAGCAAAACCCAAUCGUUUGAGAACACCACAUUCUUCAGUUAAAAGGCCCUCUAACAUCUGCCUGAAUUGCCCUAGAGGCACCAACUCCACCAACUUUAAGGACUUUUGGAGAUCAAAUCAAAUGUUAUUUGCCACAUGCGCCGGAUACAACAGGUGUAGACCUUACAGUGAAAUGCUUACUUACAAGCCCUUAACCAACAAUGCGGUUUUUAAGAAAAGAAAAACAAAGUGUUAAGUAAAAAAUUAAAAAUAGCAAAUAGUUAAAGAGCAGCAGUAAAAUAAAGUAAUAGUAGGGAGGCUAUAUACAGGAGUUACCGGUACAGAGUCAAUGUGCGGGGGCACCGGUUAGUCGAGGUAAUUGAGGUAAUAUGUACAUGUGGGUAGAGUUAAAGUGACUAUGCAUAAAUAAUAAACAGAGUAGCAGCAGCGUAAAAAGAGAGAGAGAGGGGGGGAGGGAGGGAGGGGGGGGGGGCAGUGCAAAUUGUCUGGGUAGCCAUGAUUAGCUGUUCAGGAGUCUUAUGGCGUGGGUGUAGAAGCUGUUAAGAAGCCUUUUGGACCUAGACUUGGCGCUCCGGUACCGCUUGCCGUGCGGUAGCAGAGAGAACAGUCUAUGACUAGGGUGGCUGGAGUGUUUGACAAUUUUUAGGGCCUUCCUCUGACACCGCCUGGUAUAGAGGUCCUGGAUGGCAGGAAGCUUGACCCAAGUGAUGUACACUGUGGUAGUGUGUGUGUCUGUCUGUCUGUCUGUCUGGCAGUCUGUCUGUGGCAGUCUGUCUGGCAUUCUGUCUGUCUGGCAGUCUGUCUGUGGCAGUGUGUCUGUCUGUCUGUGGCAGUGUGUCUUUCUGUCUGUCUGUCUGUCUGUGGCAGUGUGUCUGUGUGUUUCUGUGAUGCUAAAAAAACGCUAAGCAUCUAACCAUUUCUCCCAGUCACUACUGUACCUUUUCUCCCAGUCACUACUGUACCUUUUCUCCCAGUCACUACUGUACCUUUUCUCCCAGUCACUACUGUACCUUUCCAGCCCAACACCAAUAAGCCCAUAUCCAACCCAUCUCUUAAUAUAAACCCCAUCCAUCCAUCCAGAAGUUAAUACUAUCCAAUAGCCAUCCAUCUCACCCGUCUGAUAACAACCAGAAGUUAAUACUAUCCAUUAGCCAUCCACCUCACCCGUCUGAUAAUAUCCAGAAGUUAAUACUAUCCAUUAGCCAUCCACCUCACCCGUCUGAUAAUAUCCAGAAGUUAAUACUAUCCAAUAGCCAUCCAUCUCACCCGUCUGAUAAUAUCCAGAAGUUAAUACUAUCCAUUAGCCAUCCACCUCACCCGUCUGAUAAUAUCCAGAAGUUAAUACUAUCCAAUAGCCAUCCAUCUCACCCGUCUGAUAAUAUCCAGAAGUUAAUACUAUCCAUUAGCCAUCCACCUCACCCGUCUGAUAAUAUCCAGAAGUUAAUACUAUCCAAUAGCCAUCCAUCUCACCCGUCUGAUAAUAUCCAGAAGUUAAUACUAUCCAUUAGCCAUCCACCUCACCCGUCUGAUAAUAUCCAGAAGUUAAUACUAUCCAAUAGCCAUCCAUCUCACCCGUCUGAUAAUAUCCAGAAGUUAAUACUAUCCAAUAGCCAUCCAUCUCACCCGUCUGAUAAUAUCCAGAAGUUAAUACUAUCCAAUAGCCAUCCAUCUCACCCGUCUGAUAAUAUCCAGAAGUGAAUACUAUCCAAUAGCCAUCCAUCUCACCCGUCUGAUAAUAUCCAGAAGUUAAUACUAUCCAUUAGCCAUCCACCUCACCCGUCUGAUAAUAUCCAGAAGUUAAUACUAUCCAAUAGCCAUCCACCUCACCCGUCUGAUAACAUCCAGAAGUUAAUACUAUCCAAUAGCCAUCCAUCUCACCCGUCUGAUAAUAUCCAGAAGUUAAUACUAUCCAAUAGCCAUCCACCUCACCCGUCUGAUAAUAUCCAGAAGUUAAUACUAUCCAAUAGCCAUCCAUCUCACCCGUCUGAUAAUAUCCAGAAGUUAAUACUAUCCAAUAGCCAUCCACCUCACCCGUCUGAUAAUAUCCAGAAGUUAAUACUAUCCAAUAGCCAUCCACCUCACCCGUCUGAUAACAACCAGAAGUUAAUACUAUCCAAUAGCCACCAGUUAAUAAGUCGUCUGUCCCCAAUGACCAGCGGACAUUUGAUAAGCCCAUCCCAUGUGCAACCCAUAUCCUACUACAUUGGUUCUCAAAACUCUCCUCUGCGACCCCCAGCCGGUCCAAACCUCUCCUCUGCGACCCCCAGCCGGUCCAAAACUCUCCUCUGCGACCCCCAGCCGUUCCAAACCUCUCCUCUGCGACCCCCAGCCGGUCCAAACCUCUCCUCGGGGACCCCCAGCCGGUCCAAAACUCUCCUCUGCGACCCCCAGCCGUUCCAAAACUCUCCUCUGCGACCCCCAGCCGUUCCAAAACUCUCCUCUGCGACCCCCAGCCGUUCCAAACCUCUCCUCUGCGACCCCCAGCCGUUCCAAACCUCUCCUCUGCGACCCCCAGCCGUUCCAAACCUCUCCUCUGCGACCCCCAGCCGUUCCAAACCUCUCCUCUGCGACCCCCAGCCGUUCCAAACCUCUCCUUGGGGACCCCCAGCUGGUCCAAACCUCUCCUCGGGGACCCCCAGCUGGUCCAAACCUCUCCUUGGGGACCCCCAGCUGGUCCAAACCUCUCCUUGGGGACCCCCAGCUGGUCCAAACCUCUCCUCGGGGACCCCCAGCCGUUCCAAACCUCUCCUUGGGGACCCCCAGCCGUUCCAAACCUCUCCUCGGGGACCCCCAGCCGUUCCAAACCUCUCCUUGGGGACCCCCAGCUGGUCCAAACCUCUCCUCGGGGACCCCCAGCUGGUCCAAACCUCUCCUCGGGGACCCCCAGCCGUUCCAAACCUCUCCUUGGGGACCCCCAGCCGUUCCAAAACUCUCCUCUGCGACCCCCAGCCGUUCCAAACCUCUCCUCUGCGACCCCCAGCCGUUCCAAACCUCUCCUCUGCGACCCCCAGCCGUUCCAAACCUCUCCUCUGCGACCCCCAGCCGUUCCAAACCUCUCCUCUGCGACCCCCAGCCGUUCCAAACCUCUCCUUGGGGACCCCCAGCUGGUCCAAACCUCUCCUCGGGGACCCCCAGCUGGUCCAAACCUCUCCUUGGGGACCCCCAGCUGGUCCAAACCUCUCCUUGGGGACCCCCAGCUGGUCCAAACCUCUCCUCGGGGACCCCCAGCCGUUCCAAACCUCUCCUUGGGGACCCCCAGCCGUUCCAAACCUCUCCUCGGGGACCCCCAGCCGUUCCAAACCUCUCCUUGGGGACCCCCAGCUGGUCCAAACCUCUCCUCGGGGACCCCCAGCUGGUCCAAACCUCUCCUCGGGGACCCCCAGCCGUUCCAAACCUCUCCUUGGGGACCCCCAGCCGUUCCAAACCUCUCCUCGGGGACCCCCAGCCAGUCCAAACCUCUCCUCUGGGACCCCCAGCCGUUCCAUGGAUUUGAUCUAUUCCAGAGCCAGCACACCUGAUUCAACUGGUCAACUAAUCAUCAAGCCCUUGACUAGGUGAAUCAAUCAUCAAGCCCUUGACUAGGUGAAUCAAUCAUCAAGCCCUUGACUAGGUGAAUCAAUCAUCAAGCCCUUGACUAGGUGAAUCAAUCAUCAAGCCCUUGACAAGUUGAAUCAAUCAUCAAGCCCUUGACUAGGUGAAUCAAUCAUCAAGCCCUUGACUAGGUGAAUCAAUCAUCAAGCCCUUGACUAGGUGAAUCAAUCAUCAAGCCCUUGACUAGGUGAAUCAAUCAUCAAGCCCUUGACUAGGUGAAUCAAUCAUCAAGCCCUUGACUAGGUGAAUCGAUCAUCAAGCCCUUGACUAGGUGAAUCAGCUGAGAUAGUUCAGGGCUACAAUACACUUGUGAAACGUCUGGGGGUUCCUGAGGAGAGGUUGGAGAACGACUGUCCUAAUAUACAGCCAAUUCAAUCUCACCGAUACCCAUAUAGCUUGAUCUGCGUAGUCAAAUGAUGUGAGCUGUGUUGUGUCCCUCCCUCCCAACCCCCAGGCCCCCUCCCCCAUGAAGCUUAGUAGUGCUGUAAAGAGGAGGAGCUAUCAGACUGGGAUAUUAAACCACAGAACAGCUGAUGACUAUGACAUACCCAAGGUAUAUAAUCAACACUCAAAACAACCCAACGUGUUGCUCAUCAUGGCAUGAUGUUGUUUUUAUAAAAAGCUUCAGUGGUAUUUUUAUUUCCGCAUCCAGAGUGCAUGUUCACGACCGCUUGGAAAUUGUGGGACACAAAACGGCACUUGGGACGUUUUGACCCCGAGUUUGCAAGUUCAUUUUUUUGUUCUUCUACCAUCGCCUGCCCAGAACAUUCUAGUGAAGCAACAGAAGAACCCUGCAUUGAAAUACUACUGCUAGCUACCCCCCCCCCCUUUGACUGGGCAGAAUUCUCCUUACAUUGGCUGUACGCUGUGUGUGUAACGUGUAUGUAAUAUGUGUGUGUGUGUGUAACAUGUAUGUGUUGUGUGUAACGUGUCUGUUGUCCCACAGCGUGAGCUCCUGACCAGAGCCAGGAGUGAGGAGAUGGGUAGACGUGUACCAGGCCUGCCUGUCGGCUGGAUGAAGGUAAACAAACAAACACUAAACUGACACAUCAAACUAUUUAACCCAUCGUUUCUUGAUGUUCAAAGAGAACUGCUAAGUAGCCAGCAAGGGGAAAGCAUUGAAGUGGACAUAUUCUAUCAGCGUAAAUGGAUAACUACAUUGCACGCAAAUACAAUGGAGAGUGUUUUCACACACAACCAUCAUUGUGAGGAAAAAGAAAAUUGGAGAAAGGAAAAAAACCUCCCCUCUAUCCUCUUUCCACCAGUUCUUAGACACGGUAACCGGUACCUACCGUUACUACCAUUCCCCAACCAACCGGGUGCACCUCUACCCCCCUGAGGUCAGCGUGCCCCAGACGCCCCCCUCCACCCCCCCUACGGCCAAACACAAGCAGCCCCGCCCCGCUGAGCCAGACAAGACCAUGGACCGCGACCAGGAGCAGUCCAAACUGAAACGCUCCUACUCCUCUCCAGACAUCACCCAGGACCUGAGGGAGGAGGGGCUAAAGAAGGUUACCGCCCCCAUAACUGCUGCCCCAACCUUUAACAGGGAGACCAAGUAGGUGACAUCAUCAUCACAUGGAUGGGCCUCGUCAAUAUAUAGGUUUCACUCACUCAGAUUAAGCCUAGUCCUGGACUAAGAAGCUAUUUUUCACUAAUCUCCACUAAGAAUGUUUUUAAAUCCUGGGGUGUAUUCAUUAGUUGGAUUCCGUUGCAAAAUGUUUUGUCUGUUGCGAAACGUUUCGCAACGGAAACCGUUUACCGUUUACUCUAGGAACCAAACGAAAGCCAACAGAGAAAAAAACGGAACGAAACGGGGAGGGACCUAGCUGAAUUUGUCCAAUAGUAACAGUUUCCGUAGCAAAAUGUUUUGCAACGAAAUCCGACUAAUCAAUACACCCCUGGACUAUCAAUACACCCCCUGGACUACACUUCAUCUGAGUCUGGGGAAACGUGACUUUAGGAUUUACACUCAGAUAAAAUAACCCUUGGACUAAAUUGCAUUUCAAUGUAUCUAGAUAAUUUGGAUUCAUGGAUAUGAUUAAAAAAAUACUAUUGGAUUAUGACAGAACUUGAUUUAACAUGUUUGAAACACGUAAGUAUUUAAUUCACAUUUCUAGAUGAAAGUUGAUUAAAUCCCAUUAGCUAUCUGCUUUAUAAUACGGUGUAUUUGACUGUACUGUUUCUAACUUCUCACUGCCAUACCUCUCCCAGACCCCCCACUGCUAACGUCUAUGCCAAGGUGGAGAUUGCCCGUCCGUCUGCGGCUAAGAUCCGUAACCUGAACCCUGUGUUCGGCGGUCUGGGCGCGUCGCUCACCGGCCUGCGUAACCUAGGCAACACCUGCUACAUGAACUCCAUCCUGCAGUGUCUCUGCAACACCCCGGCCAUGGUCGACUACUUCAACAAGAACUACUAUCAGGAGGAUAUCAACAGGUCAGUCAUGUAG